Molecule: messenger RNA, 1203 nt
Organism: Elephantulus edwardii (Cape elephant shrew)
Lineage: Eukaryota; Metazoa; Chordata; Mammalia; Macroscelidea; Macroscelididae
Gene: VAT1
Product: vesicle amine transport 1
Exons: 6
Coding region: 1-1203 (400 amino acids)
Molecular function (GO): zinc ion binding; oxidoreductase activity
Source: RefSeq, a predicted model, not a curated record
AUGUCCGCCGAGAAAGAAGCAGCAGAGGCCGCCACCGUGGUGGUGGCAGCCGAGGCAGGGGCCGGGGAAGACACCUCUUCGCAGCCCCCGAAAGCCGAGGAAGCAGGCUCCCCUGAGCCGCCCGUAGCUCCGGAGGGAGCUGCCGCCACCUCGCCGCCACCACUACGCUUCCUGGUGCUCACCGGCUUCGGUGGCUAUGACAAGGUGAAACUGCAGAGCCGGCCCGCCGCACCCCCGGCCCCCGGUCCCGGCCAGGUGACACUGCGUGUCCGGGCCUGCGGGCUCAACUUCGCUGACCUCAUGGCCCGGCAGGGACUGUACGACCGGCUGCCGCCGCUGCCCGUCACCCCAGGCAUGGAGGGCGCGGGCGUCGUGACUGCCGUGGGUGAGGGAGUCACCGACCGCAAGGAAGGGGACCGGGUGAUGGUGCUGAUCCGAUCAGGGAUGUGGCAGGAGGAGGUGACUGUGCCCUCAGCCCAGACCUACCUGAUGCCUGAGGCCAUGACCUUUGAGGAAGCAGCAGCCUUGCUGGUCAAUUAUAUCACAGCCUACAUGGUUCUCUUUGACUUCGGCAACCUGAGGCCAGGCCACAGUGUCUUAGUACACAUGGCUGCAGGGGGCGUGGGGAUCGCAGCCCUGCAGCUGUGCCGCACAGUGGAGAACGUGACCGUGUUUGGAACGGCCUCUGCCAGCAAGCACGAGGUACUGAAGGAGAAUGGAGUCACACACCCCAUCGACUACCACACAAGUGACUAUGUGAAUGAGAUCAAGAAGAUCUCCCCUAAAGGAGUAGACAUCGUCAUGGACCCUCUGGGCGGGUCAGACACUGCCAAGGCCUACAACCUGCUCAAGCCCAUGGGCAGGGUCGUCACGUAUGGAAUGGCCAACGUGCUGACAGGCCCCAAGAGGAACCUGGUGGCCAUGGCCCGCACCUGGUGGAAUCAGUUCAGUGUGACGGCGCUGCAGCUGCUGCAGGCCAACCGGGCCGUUUGCGGCUUCCACCUGGGUUACCUGGAGGGCGAGGUGAAGCUGGUCAGUAAUGUGGUGGCCCGCCUGCUGGCUCUGUACAAUCAGGGCCGCAUCAAGCCCCACAUUGACUCCGUCUGGCCCUUCGAGAAGGUGGCUGAUGCCAUGAAGCAGAUGCAAGAGAAAAGGAAUAUAGGCAAGGUCCUUCUGGUGCCUGGGCCAGAGAAGGAGAACUAG